CACGAGACAGGCGCAUCGUGACGACGCCGAGCGCCGCGACGCCUGUCGCUACCCGGAGACCUCCGCCACCUCCGCCACCCGCGCACUGUGCUCCGGAACCGCGGAUCCCGAGGGACGUCGUUUCGCGGGGGAAGUGGUGCCACCCUCGGUCUUCACCUCGAGGAUCUCUCCGGGACGCUCGGCGGUCAUGUGGGGCAGAGCCAACAUGGCGGCGGUGGUCCUCCUGGUUUUAUGGACUUGCCUUUUUGCCUGUGGCAAAGCGGGAAAUACGGAGGUUGUCGUCGCCGAGGUGGACGCGGACUUCAUAUUGGAGAGAGCGACCACGUGGCUCUGGACUCAGCGGGAUAAAGACGCGGGCUGGGGAAAUGAUACUCAUUGGGCCCUCUUAGCUAUUCGGUUGGGAAAUUUGUCGCGAGAUGACAAUGUCCCACCACCCUUGAGUCUGGAUUUUCAGCUGAGCGCCAAACAAAUGGAACUGGAACUAGCCCUGCACAUGUCGAGACAUCAGUGGAUGAACCCAUUCUCGGAGGGUCUGGCUCCCUACGCACUUGCUUUAAGUGCUCUGUGCAUGGACCCGAGGCAAUUUCUUUCGUAUAACCUCAUAUUCUCCCUACAUCACCACGAACCGACGGCAGAUUAUGACUUUGCCCUGGCUACUUUGGCUGUUUGUAGCGCACAUUCUCAUGUUAGGAGGAGACUGAUUUACAGACUCGAAGACAUCUUAAACACCGCUACGGAUCAUGAUCCUGAUACAAUGAUGAUGGCGAUGUUGGCGUUGCGAUGCAUCGUCCAGGACCGUAGACAUUGGCGUCUGCGUGACUACUUCCGGAAGCCUACGAUCUUGCUGGCCCAUCUGCAAAGAGCCGAUGGCAGUUUUGGUGAUGUACAUACUACGGCUUUGGCCAUGCAGGCUUUGCAUUUUUCUCAGGAACCUGAGAACACCGACUCGAUAUAUUGGAACCAUUCGGCUGCCCUUGCGUGGCUCUCCAGCCAGCAGAAAAGUGACGGGUCCUUCGAAUCGAGUGUUCGCAUCACUGCUGAAGUUAUCCUUGGAAUUGCUCCUCGAAAUCUUGCGAGUAUCAGGACUCUGGAUUGCGACCAGGGAAUUACUGACAAUUCACCACCUCGUGUGACUACGAGCAACAGCGUGGGGUUGUCCUACAACCACAGCGAAGUUGUGACUCCAUUUACCGAUGUAGGUAACUCCAGUAAUUCAGGAUCCGAAAGUGCGACUCAAGGACCGUCUUUGGUGAACGUCUCUUACACCUUAUGGGUCGGCAGCAACGUUAACGAGACUUACAGUCUCACCGUGACGGCACCAAAAAAUGAGACCUUUUACGGAGUAAUGCUCGCGGCUGCUGAAAUGUCACCGCACUUCCAAUUUGCUGCCUCCGAAUGGCCUAGUGGUCAUUAUAUCCACACACUUGCCGGCUACAAAGAAGAGCUAAUGUCCUACCAUUACUGGCUGCUCUACAGAUUGCCUGUGCCACCAGAUCCAUCAUCGCCACCAGGAAGUCAGUUGGUUGCACCAGGAGGCGUCGACGAGUUGCAGAUCAGCGAUGGGGAGCAUUAUCUCUUUUGGUACAAGAAGAUGUGAGGUGGUUCGGUUGAGGUGAAGGAAAAGGAAUGAGAAAUAUUAGUGAUUUGUGGGAGGUUCCAAUAAAUCCAAACUCGAGUUUAGUUCGAGGAAAAAGGCGCGCUUGUCGUGGCGAGUGAUAUAUCAAGAUAAUACAUGAUUCGUUAUGUAAACUGUGAGACAUAACAUUUUGUAUGAAACUGCAAUGCACAACCAUAUUGUACUCAUUACCAUAUUAAUUAUAAUAUUUAAUAAACGCGAUACGUACUACGAUAA
Orussus abietinus is the source of this 1852-nucleotide messenger RNA. RefSeq lists its product as uncharacterized. Gene Ontology annotation, biological process: cobalamin transport. The coding region runs from base 188 to 1597 and encodes 469 amino acids. NCBI's taxonomy places the organism in Eukaryota, Metazoa, Arthropoda, Insecta, Hymenoptera, Orussidae. The transcript has 7 exons. The record is from RefSeq and is a predicted model, not a curated record. Gene Ontology annotation, molecular function: cobalamin binding.